Molecule: messenger RNA, 522 nt
Organism: Colletotrichum spaethianum
Lineage: Eukaryota; Fungi; Ascomycota; Sordariomycetes; Glomerellales; Glomerellaceae
Exons: 1
Coding region: 1-522 (173 amino acids)
Source: RefSeq, a predicted model, not a curated record
AUGUUUUCCCAUCUUCGAAUCCACCGACGGGGACCGUCGAAUCCCACGUCACCAAACCCAGACCAGCCCUCGGCGCCCGCUCCCUGGGAUCCCUCGCUUCCCCAGCAGCACUCUCCCUUCAUUCAAGAUGCCGCCUUAAGCCCCGGCAUCCGAUCUCAGCUCUUGACCACGACGAAUUCCUCGCUGCCUCCUACCCUGCCGCCAAUUGCCCGCGUUACCUCGUCCUCCUCCGGGUCCCCGCUCGACCUACCGACGCCCGAUGCGAAAGUGACGCAAGAGCCCCAAAUCCAGAAGCCUCACCCGCCGCCGCCCCCUCCGUCGGCGCGCUCCCCCUACAACGGCGACUCGGGCUUCCUCGGCGGCGUAGCCUUGCGCAAAUACCAGCGGGAACAGCAGGAGCAGCAGAAGCAGCAGAAGCAACAAAUGGCAGCCAAGUCGCCCGAUUUGGCUGGCCUCUCCCCGUCGCUCAUGGCAGCCAUGAAAGUCAAUUCACGGGGUCGAAGCCCGCCCCGCCACCAAUAA